This is a messenger RNA of Brassicogethes aeneus, 1362 nucleotides long. NCBI's taxonomy places the organism in Eukaryota, Metazoa, Arthropoda, Insecta, Coleoptera, Nitidulidae. The record is from the annotation of a GenBank genome assembly.
AUAUGGCGGACGUUGUGUUCGCUUCAUGUGUGUUUAACAGAAAGUUUUAGAAUAAGAAAACAUAAACAUGUCGCUAGCGACAGCGCGCCCCUUGGUGAGCAUUUACGAUGAGAAAUCGGAAGAGGUUAAGGGCAAGAACAUUUCUUUGCCAGUUGUUUUCAAGGCCCCAAUCAGACCUGAUGUAGUUAACUUUGUACAUCAACAAAUUUCGAUGAACCAUCGUCAACCCUACAGUGUUAGUGACAAGGCUGGUCAUCAAACAUCUGCUGAAUCGUGGGGUACCGGUCGUGCCGUCGCCCGUAUUCCCCGUGUCCGCGGCGGUGGUACUCACCGUUCCGGGCAGGGUGCUUUCGGUAACAUGUGUCGCGGAGGUCGCAUGUUCGCCCCGACCAAGCCGUGGCGCCGUUGGCAUCGUCGCGUCAACGUCAACCAAAGACGUUACGCUCUCGCUUCGGCCGUGGCCGCUUGCGGCGUGCCCGCCCUCGUCAUGAGCAAGGGACACGUCAUCGAUCAAGUGCCCGAGCUUCCCUUGGUCGUGUCGGAUAAGAUCCAAGAAAUGACCAAGACCAAGCAAGCUGUGCAAUUCUUGAGGAGAAUCAAGGCCUGGUCUGACAUCCAAAAGGUGUACAAAAGCCAGCGCUUCCGCGCUGGUAAAGGUAAGAUGCGGAACAGGAGGCGCAUCCAGCGUAAAGGACCAUUGGUCGUGUACCAUCAAGACCAAGGAUUGCGUCGCGCUUUCCGCAACAUCCCCGGCAUCGACCUCAUCAGCGUCGGCAAGCUUAACUUGUUAAAAUUGGCUCCGGGCGGUCACGUCGGACGUUUCGUCAUCUGGACCGAAUCCGCUUUCCAGAGAUUGGACAAAUUGUUCGGCACCUGGAAAACUCCAUCCGGCGAAAAGAAGGGAUACAACUUGCCGCAACCCAAGAUGGCCAAUACAGACCUGUCCAGGUUGUUGAAGGCCGACGAAAUUAAACAAGUUCUCAGAGCUCCACAGAAGAAGAUUGUACGUCGCCAGCGUCGUCUCAAUCCAAUCAGCAACACUAGGGCUAUGCUUCGUCUUAACCCGUACGCUGCCGUUCUAAAACGCCAAGCCAUUCUCAGCGGACAAAAACGUAUGUUGGAACGUGAAGCACUUUUGGCCAAGAAACGCGGUAUUGUCCUCGCUGAUGACUCCGCCGUAAUAAGAACAAGAAAGAUGCAAGAACGCAGAAGGGCGCUCAUUCUUAAAGACAAGAAGAGUAAGCCAAAGAAGGCUAGCAAAAAAGCCCCAGCAAAAAAAUAAUUGGGUGACAUAGUUGUGUAAUAUAAGUUUUAUGCAUUGACUGUGGUAACCUGACAUAUUUGUAAUUAAAUAAAAAGUUU